AAGUGCCAAGAGAGGGACCGGAGUGCGCGUGUCUUUUACAUACAUACAUAUGUCAGAUUGAACUAAAGAAAUACAAAACGUGAAAUUAUGUAUCUGGGAAUUUAUCUUCUAUUCUGUUUGCUGAGCAGCUUGCAGCUAACAAACGGAGCAUCAACAACAAAAAAUGGCGAUUCUUCAACAAUAGUUUUCCCUGGUCCAACACAAGACAUAAGGAAUCGCUACGGAGACGCUGUACCCGAAAAGUGCAAAGAUCUAAACUUCUGUACUGUGAAGCCUAACGAUUACCCCCAAGAUCUGUUUAAUAAAAUAUUUAAAGGAAAAUUUAAGGAGCCAAUUUUCCAGCCUACAUUUGUGAUGACAGAUGAUCGCCAAGGAGAUCCAGAUGAAGUCGAUGAUUGUGAUACUGUUGUUACGUUCGAACCGCUUUACAAAGUGAAGUCCCUGGAAGGAGAAUGGCGUACAGUAGUCCAAGCUCCAGAAGAAAACUAUUUACAAAUGGUGCGAAUCGAAUCAUGCAAAUCAGUGGGAAAUCCCUGUUUCACAUCCUUCAGGGACCCUACAGGGCUGAAACCAUUUUGCAAACAAAAGUAUAGCGUUUGGGAGUUUCUCGUUCAUGAUGGUAAAAACGGAACAGAAAAAAUUAAAGUCAAUCUGCCCAUCUGCUGUGCCUGCCAAUAUAAGAGGUCACAGCUAUAAAGCCGGCUUUACUAAAAUGGGACGACGAAAUAAAAAGAAUAAUGAUCUUUGGUCACAUAACCUUCGGUGGUGCUAUGAAAAAAAAAUCUCGUUGGUCGGGGGGAUCGCAAGAUGAACGUGCCUUGGAAGAUUUCAUAUUCAAGUAUUUAUUAUUUUUCUAAAUACAAAGUAAUAGCGUAGAACGUGCAAUUUGGCACGGCAGGUGUAUAGCAAUAAGAUCUCAUCGCUAUAGCAUUGCAAGCAAAAUAGGAAAAAAGUGGUUAUCUUUAAUAAUAUCUGUAAUACACCUCUGCCAACAUUUUUUUAUAUAAAUGAAUACAG
Spodoptera exigua (beet armyworm) is the source of this 1017-nucleotide messenger RNA. NCBI's taxonomy places the organism in Eukaryota, Metazoa, Arthropoda, Insecta, Lepidoptera, Noctuidae. The record is from the annotation of a GenBank genome assembly.